Messenger RNA from Penaeus monodon (black tiger shrimp), 3557 nucleotides. RefSeq names its product kinesin-like protein KIF19. Lineage: Eukaryota; Metazoa; Arthropoda; Malacostraca; Decapoda; Penaeidae. The record is from RefSeq and is a predicted model, not a curated record. Gene Ontology annotation, molecular function: ATP binding; microtubule binding; microtubule motor activity. Gene Ontology annotation, biological process: microtubule-based movement.
AUGGUGAUGCUGCAGGAGCCGGAGACGGGCAAGAACGACCAUCUGCGCCAGAAGAGGGCCAAGGACAAGCCCUUCGUCUACGACAGGCUGUUCAACGAGGAGUCCGCACAGAAGGAGGUGUACGAGGAGACGGCGAAGGCGUUGGUGGAGGACGUGCUCAACGGCUUCAACGCUACGGUGUUCGCGUACGGCGCGACGGGCGCCGGCAAGACGCACACCAUGGUGGGCGCACCCGACCAGCCGGGCAUCAUGGUGCGCGCCCUCAACGACCUCUUCCACGCCCUCGAGACCUCGCACGCCCACGCCAACAUGCAGGUGAUGCGGCUCCUGACGAAGGGCAACAAGGAGAGGACCUGCGAACCCACUGCAGCCAACAAGACCUCCUCCCGCAGUCAUGCCCUUCUCCAGGUGAACGUGCGUCAGUCGGAGAAGAAGGGCAACCACGAGGAGGUCAAGAACGCCCGCCUCUUCAUGGUUGACCUGGCGGGGUCGGAGCGGGCCAAACAGACGCAGAACAAGGGCAAGCGGCUGCUGGAGGGCGCGCACAUCAACCGCUCGCUGCUCGCCCUCGGGAACUGCAUCAACGCCCUGGCCGAGGGCAGGGCCAAGUACGUCAACUACAGAGACUCCAAGCUUACCAGGCUGCUGAAGGACGCGCUCUCAGGGAACUGCCGCACGGUCAUGAUCGCGCACGUGUCGCCGUGCCACGUGCACCGCGAGGAGACGCGGAACACGCUCAUCUACGCCGACAGGGCCAAGAACAUUUCCAAGCAGGUGCGCCGCAACGUGCUGGACGUGUCGUACCACGUUUCGCAGUACCAGAACAUCAUCAGCGAGCUCCGGGAGGAGAUCGACCGGCUGAAGGGCAAGCUGGAGGCCGGGCAGGACGAGGGUGCGGCCAACGGCGGCGCUCCCCUCAGCCAGGAGGCCAGGGAGGAGCAGGAGAAGAAUGCCGAGCGCCUCAAGAAGAUCAAGAACGACCUGCUCGACCUCUUCCGGGAGCAGAUGUCCCUCCGGAACAAACUGAUGGACAUCGACAACAACAUCCUGGCCCUGUCGAUGGAGUUCGAGCGCCAGAACAUGGUGGUGACGGAGUGGGAGAGCGAGCGCGCGCGCCGCCUCAAGGGCCGCCAGGAGCCCACCCAGGGGCCCAACGGCGAGGAGAUCAUCGACAUGGACACCGAUAAGGAGAAGGACGAAGACAGCGACGACGACGAGCCUGAGGAGGUGACGCAGGCCUGGGAAGACCUCAUGUACCUGCAGAAGGAGCAGCAGCGGUACACGGAGAUGAGGGAAAAAGUGGAACAGGAGAUGAACGAGGUGAAGAAGCGAGCCAAAGAGAUGGAGGAGCUGUUAACAAAGCGUAGGCGGUGCAGGAAACGGUUAAGGCGAUGCAGAAAGCUGCUGAGAAAGUGGAAGGAGGCCUUACCCGAGACGAUCACGACGGACGAGCAGCGGGAGCUGAUUUCGCUCCUGUGCAAGGUGCACGAGCUGGAGAUCCAGAAGGUGGAGAUGCAGAGCGAGGCGCUGCUGAAGGAGCACGAGCUGAGGCGCCGCGACCUGCUCAUCAUGCGCUACGACCGCCAGAGGAACCUUUGCGACGAGAUCAUCACCAGGCAGCGCCAGGUCAUCGAAGCCAUGAACGAAGGCAGCGCAGAGCUGAGCACAGGGAUGCCUCCCGAGCUGCAGGAGCUGUACGCCCUCUACCAGAUGGAGACGCAGUACGCCAACAACGAGCGCGACGUCAAGUACCUCAAUGAUGUCAACAACCUGCUCAGGUGCCCCUCUACCUUGUCUUUGAGGGCCGCGUCCUUCGAGAAGCUUCCACCGAUCUUCAACAACAAUAACAAGGAGCCAGAGAAGCUGUUCGACCGGCCGGCGCGACGCCACAGCCUGGGCGACGUGCGGCGCCCCGAGAGCGUGCUCAGCCUGCGCAGCCCGACCAGCUCGGCAGGGUCGACCCGGAACAGCCUGCCGCCCCUCGACCUGCGGCGGCCGUCCGGCACCGCCCGCUCGCACCUCUCCACCGGCCGCCGCCCCUCAGACCCGCCCACGAGGAUGCCGUCACGCCCACAGAGCUCCAGGUCGCAGGGCGUCCCUGCUCUGCCGCCCACGCACGCCGGCCGCGCCUCGCACUCCGUCCCUGGCACGCCCACUUCCAAGGGCACCGCCGACCGCCUGCCCCCAAUCCGCGCCGCCCACUAACUGCCAGCAGAGGCACGGUGGGCGGGCGGGGGCGCCCAUGUACAUAGUAGACGAGCGUAGACGUGGAAGUCCGGGCUGCCUUCCCGAGACAAGGGGCCGCCCGGCCGCCCGCCCUCUCUCGGCACGAGACGCCCUGACCGAGCGCGGGCGGGCGCCUCCGGCCGGCUUCGGUCCAUCCGCGGAGCCAAGGCCGCGGACUUUUUCCUGCUCAAAAGGGAUUUUAUGAUGAUUUUCCCUUCUGAGAGGUACCUUUUUUGUUUUCCCUCUGAGGACCGUUUUUAUUUUCCCUCUGAGAAGGACACUUUUAUGGCAUUUUCCCCCCUGGCGAUGGCUAUUUUUUAUACCCGCCCUUUUGAAGCCAAGGCCCGCCACGCACCCGCCGCAGACCGGGCGGGCAAGUGUUCCUCUGCAUCCACGGCAGCCUCCCGGCCUCCUGCAGUUCCUCCUCACAUUAGGAAUCCGCAGGACGCCAGGGUCCCUCCGCGAACACCCAACAGCAGACACAAGUGCUCGUUUCCCUUGCAAGAUCCUGUAGUUGCAAGUCACAAUCACCCGUUUCACUUUCCCUGAGACUGUAGCCUCAGGGUGACGUCACGUCUUGUUGCAUGUCUAGCACAAAUUAGAGGAAUGUUUAGAAUCUAAUGUAUUUUUAUAGACUAUAGUUGAUAAUGACCUCACGCGUGAUGCCGAACACUCGACAGUGAAUAAGUCGUUAUUUCUAAAUUUCUAUAACAGUUGCAUGAGAUGCAAAUUUUACUUGAUGUAGUAUUUUUUCAUUAUCUUUUGCAAAAAGUGUAGGAAAAGUACAACUUGGGGAACAAAAUCGCCUUGUCACUGAAUCCGAGAAAUAUAUCCCUGUGAUUUGAACGCGACUCCCUCAGAAGUCUCUUAAAAGAGGCCCAUCCCAAGGGCGCCGCGGUUGCCCAAGGAAAGGACGAGCACCUUGUUCGCCCCCCCCCCCCCGUUCACUGGGAGACUUCCAAAGGAGGCCGGAAGAGAACGGCUCUCCCAAGGGAACCCACGGAGGGAGGGAGUCGCGCGCCCGACCGCUGUGGGCGGCGAGGAGGGCGCUGAGGCUCUGAAGGGAUGGGUGGGGGUAGCGCGCCAACCAUGUAAUCCUCCGUGUGUGUCAUGUGUAUCUACAUCCAUGUACGUACACCUCGGAUCCCGUCGCUGCCCUGCUGUUGCACCCGGGCCAUCUGCUGCUGCUGCUGCUGCGCCUGGACCUGUUGCUCUUCUGCUGCCCUCGCAGCUCGGCGUCGUCGUCCGCCCCGGGCACGGCGGCCGAGUCGCGUGUGUGCUCGCUGCCGCCCAUCUCGGGCGCGAGCGCGGACGCCGCCGACGCCCGCCUC